Molecule: messenger RNA, 369 nt
Organism: Aphanomyces astaci
Lineage: Eukaryota; Oomycota; Saprolegniomycetes; Saprolegniales; Verrucalvaceae
Exons: 1
Coding region: 1-369 (122 amino acids)
Source: RefSeq, a predicted model, not a curated record
AUGACCUUUGCCCUGCAUCUGAACCCGCAACACCCUGGGGACGAUCGCCCCAGCUACUACGACCGCAACCGCGAUCAGGUGCGCGAGAACCAGCGGCAAUACCGAGAAAGCAACCGCGAAAAGAUUCGAGCCAUUCACAAGGCGUACUACCUCAAGAACCGGGCGAAAAUCACAGCAUACAAACGCGAACGAUGGCAUCAAAAGAAGGCUAGCAACGCCAAGGUGGCACAAUCCAAGACUGGUAGCCCCCAAACAACCAACACCACCUCGUACCAGUGCCCCGAGAGCUGGCAACUCCCCAAUCUGUCGCACUCCCACCGACCCAGCGCUUCAGUCAAGAUGCAUGUCGGCUUCCUCUUGAAUGCGUAG